Talaromyces proteolyticus is the source of this 1176-nucleotide messenger RNA. Its product is annotated as lipase/esterase-like protein. Gene Ontology annotation, molecular function: hydrolase activity. The record is from RefSeq and is a predicted model, not a curated record. NCBI's taxonomy places the organism in Eukaryota, Fungi, Ascomycota, Eurotiomycetes, Eurotiales, Trichocomaceae. The coding region runs from base 129 to 1073 and encodes 314 amino acids. The transcript has 7 exons.
GAGUUAAUAAUCUAUACUGCACUUAUGUCUUCGUGGUUCAGGAGUAGCAGAGCUUGGAGCGGAGGUAUAGAUACUUUCUACUCCUACCCGUGAAGUCUUCAGGAACGGCCCAGAGUUUUGACGCCACCAUGGGUCCAUCCUUGGCUGAAGAGUGGCUUCAGGUGGAAGAAAAAAUUGGAUACAGACCACGAUUAACAGGGGAUGUUUUGGAUAUGAGAGAGCAAUAUAAAGCUCUUUCAGGCCAAGGAAUUGCCUCCAAGGUCAAUAAAGUAUCAGUGGAGAACAAGUAUAUUACCCCGUACCUAUUGAUCAGGCUAUAUACUCCGACGGAAAAAGGGACAGACCUUCGGCCAGUUGGGGUUUACUUUCACGGAGGUGGAUUCUGUUGUGGGGAUCUGGACUCUGAAGAUGGCUUCUGCAGCAUCCUAGCAGAACGGUUCUGCUGCAUCGUUGCUUCAGUUAACUAUAGACUCGCUCCAGAACAUAAGUCUCCAGUACAGCUUGAAGAUGCAGUAGAAGCGUGGACCUGGGCAUACGAGAACGCACCGAUUCUGGGUGGUGACCGCACAAAAUACUUCACCAUUGGUCAAAGUGCCGGGGGAACCCUGGCCCUGGCAACAGUGAAUCGAUUGAUCGCUCUAGGGCGGAAGUCUGAGGCGAAGGGUGUUGCAGCACUGGUUCCAUUCGUUAUCCAUCCUCAAAACGUGCCGUUAAGCUACGCGGACAAAUAUACAUCCUUUCACGAGUGUGCAGAUGGUCCAGUAAACACAGCAAGUGCCAUGAACAUCUUUUUUGAGGCAGCCGAAACCAACCCCAAUGAUCCUGACAUUUUUCUUAUCCACAGCGAGCACCUAGAUAACUUUCCACCAACGUAUAUUGCUGUUUGUGAGGCUGAUCCUCUGCGUGAUGAUGGAAUUAUUCUGCGCGAGGUCCUCAAAAGAGCUGGUAUCCCCGUGAAGCUCGACCACUUCAAGAGUUUACCCCAUGUGUUCUGGGCGUUUGACUGUCCAGCUCCCAGUGGUGACUUCCUGGGAGAUGUCAUGUCUGGUAUCAGCUUUAUAAUGGGCCAGUAAUUGUUGAAGAGGUACAUAUGUGUAGCGAAAGCUUAGACAGGGUGCUGGUGAAGCUGUUGAGUUGGGCUGGUAGACAGGGACGCUGUCACUGAGCAAGAGGUAG